Messenger RNA from Recurvomyces mirabilis, 1626 nucleotides. RefSeq names its product NAD-dependent histone deacetylase sir2 (gene SIR2). The coding region runs from base 1 to 1626 and encodes 541 amino acids. The record is from RefSeq and is a predicted model, not a curated record. Gene Ontology annotation, cellular component: nucleus. The transcript is spliced from 2 exons. Gene Ontology annotation, molecular function: NAD+ binding; histone H4K16 deacetylase activity, NAD-dependent. Lineage: Eukaryota; Fungi; Ascomycota; Dothideomycetes; Mycosphaerellales; Teratosphaeriaceae.
AUGGAUCGGUCGCGGCCGCAACCUCCAUUGCCGUCAGUGGCGACACCAAGGGCACAGCUCAAGCGUAAGCACGGCGAGAUCGCUGACCCAACUCAACUUAAACGUGGCGACAACCAUGAGCAGAUCGCCGGACCUGGACCUGAACAACCUGUAUUUCUCAAGAAGGCCACCGAACCUACCAGAAACGGAUCACAGCCGCCGGAAGCUGCAAUCGACAAUGAGGACGAAUCCGAGGAUGACUCGAUGCUUGAGGACAUUCUUGACACUAUUGAGCUCGAUCCUUAUGUUGCAGUCGAUGAUGACAAUAUUGGCCUGUCAAAGACGCAAUGUCAGCAGCUACACCGCGAGCUGCGGAAAGACGGUCCAGAGGCAUUUCUCGAUCAUUACUUGACGAAGAGCAGUAUCACAUCGAAAUUGACGGAGAGCAAUAUCACACCGAAACUGCUCGGGUUUGCCUUUGGAAUAAGUCCUGGUUUUGCGUUCGAAGACGAUGACAUAUUCGAGCUGGUCCUCCGGAAGACAAUCUCACGCGCAUACAAGAAACGACUUAAGCUUGCUGAGUACAACACGAUCGACGAUGCUGCCAAGUUACUCCGCUCAAAGAAGAAUAUCAUGGUCAUCACUGGCGCAGGCAUAUCGACCUCCCUCGGUAUACCUGACUUCCGAUCGCAAGGCACUGGUUUCUACGACAAGGUCAGAGCUAUGGGGUACGAGGGUGGCGAAGACGUCUUCCAGAUUGAUGAGUUCGACAGGGAUCCGACGAUAUUUUAUAGCCUGGCUGGCGACAUUCUGCCCGACCUCAAGCGCUUCUCGCCCACACAUGCUUUUGUCAAGCUACUUCAGACCAAUGAACGCCUACAAACCAACUACACGCAAAACAUUGACAAUCUGGAGGAGUUGGCUGGCAUUGAUAAAGCUCGUCUCAUCCAAUGCCAUGGUAGCUUCGCUACAGCCAGCUGUCGGAAGUGCAAACAUAAGGUCCUAGGCCGUGCAAUCUUCGAUGACAUCCGUAAACAGCGCGUCGCUAAGUGCAAGCGCUGCAUACAAAAGUUGGCGGAGCAGCCGCCUCCUCGACCACCGCUCAAGAAGCGCAAAUCGAAGUUGACCCUGUUUCGCAAGAACGACUGGGAAGAUAGUAGUGAUGAUGACGAGAGUGCUUACGACAUGCCACAACCAGGGAUUAUGAAACCAGACAUCACGUUCUUCGGUGAGAAGCUCCCCAACACAUUCUUCGAUCGCUUCACGGAGAAGGACUGCAAACGAGUGGAUCUGGUCAUUGUGAUCGGCACGUCGUUGAAGGUGGCACCCGUCAGCGAGAUGCCCAACUAUCUUCCGCAUAGCGUGCCGCACAUCUACAUUUCGCGUGAGCCAAUCGCGCAUGUCAACUUCGACAUCCAACUGCUUGGCGAAUGCGAUCAUAUCGUAUACGAGCUUUGCCGACGAGCUGGGUGGGCGCUGAAACAUGAGAUGAUUCCGAAGGACUUUGGGGUGAAUGUCGCGAAGGUAGAGGGCUAUGAUUGUAGGUGGUAUAUCCUUCCCAAGGGAAAGAAGGUGGGAGAGGAGAAUGUCGAGAGCAAGGCUUCCAAACCACACAAGAAGCCAGGAAGGUUGAUCGACCAGCAAUAG